CUUGCAUUGGUAGCGCUGCAAGCGCUGGCGUUUCACUACCCUUAGCAUAAACCUUUGUCUUCCGACACCGUACUUUGAGCAUCAUUAAAACCCGUUUCUCUUCCUUGUACAUCGCAUGUGCAUUUCUGUAUACAAUUUCAAACCUCUGCAUACUUGGUACAGAUUCAAGUUUCAUGCGCACAACCUAGGAGAAGACCACACCAACCUUACCCAGCGUCACAACGGGCCAAAAACAUCAAGAUCCGCCUGCAUAUGCCAUCUUGUGAUAGCCAUCUAUCAAGCUAGAAAGACAUCAAUGCGAUGUUCGCAAACCUCCAGAUACGACCUGCACCUGCCAAGACCCGACGCCGCAAGCCUAGCUUAUCCAUCCGCGCUGGCGUUACAAAGCGCAGGGUUUCGACUGUGUCAGCCGUGAGUGCCAGCAAUGUGCCCUCGAUGAGCUUCAUGGAGGGGUUGUUUGGCGAUGAGUUUCCCGAAGCUUUUGGGAGCGGGGCUCGGAACAAGAAGACCAUCACAGACUUGCCGGCAGAGCUACUCGAAAUCGUAUGCGAACAUAUCUCUAAGCUCGACAUCAAGCGAUUGCGGCUCGUGAGCAAGCACUUCGCAUCCAGCGUGUAUCUACGCAUAGAUCGCAUCUACGUCUCGCCUAAUCGAGCUAAUCUGGACUAUCUACAUCAGAUUCUGGCCCAUCCUACAUACCCUGGCCGUGUGCGCGAGAUUGUUUGGGACGAUGCUUUGCUCAAAGAGUAUUCGACGUUGGAGGGAUUCCGUGCCGCAAUCAUCGCCGACGAAAGAGAGACUACCAGAGCCAUUGAACGUCGACUUGAGGAAGCCAUGGAGAUCUAUGGUGAUAGUGAUCCCGAUUACCGACCAUUGGAAAUGGAAGACUUACUUCAGGAUGGUCGAUUGACUGAGGCUGCGAAGGAAAUCCUUCUGCGAUACGAUGAUCAGUUCUCAAGAGAUGUUCUUGCUAGGAAUGCCACAAUGAUGAGCAUUGAAGACAGCUACGCGUUAUAUCAGGAACUGUAUCGCCAGGAACAAGAGCUUGUGGAACAGCAAAUCGAUGCGAUGGCACUGCAUCAAGCCCUGAAUGGCUUUCCAAAUGUGAGAAGAAUAACGCUAACGACUGACACUUGGCCCGCAUGUAAUGUCGUGCCUCGAUACAAUACCCCCUAUCAUCGUUCGUUACCUCUAGGUUUCCGCAAACCAGCUGUCUGGCCAUGGCUUCGGUCCGACCAGGAGUCAGAGGAUAUGUUUGCUCAGUGGCACCCUAGUGCUGCCAACCCGCCCAAGAACGCAAAGCCCUUGCCAGCGGAACACAGGAACUACGGCGUUGUGGUGUCUGCUAUACUCGCCAUGCCAGAUCCGCACAUCGAAGAGUUCAUAGUCGAAUCUGAACACCAAGCAAGGUCCUAUUACCACUGCUUCCUCACCGAAACUUCACAGAAUUACCGACUUACGAAACAAAUGUUCCAGCGGACACGCUUGAAGCGCCUAAAAAUGAUUUUCACUCCUCCAAAUGACUAUCUUAUGAGUCCAGAAGGCUUGAACAAUCUCAAGUCUCUACUGGUAGAACUACAGUACCUCGAAUAUCUUGAUCUUGGCUUCAACGAUAGUAGAUCAGGCCGGUCUUGGCGCUUCUUUCUACGAUUCAAUCCCAUCCCUGAGGCCAUGAGAUCGCGCUUGCGGUGUCUCACCCUGCGGAAUGUGAAGCUGUCAGAGGAGGACCUCAGAGACAUGUUUACCACGUCGCCAAACUUACAAAACGUCACAUUACAUGAUUGUUUUCAGCGGAUGCGUCCAGGAUGUAAUUGGCCGUGGCUCUUUAAGCAACUACGAGAUUAUUACCACGGCGAAGUCAAUGUUAGCAAACCAAGCUUUACAGUUCUGGCACCCCUGUCUCGUCAAUACUCACAGCUUGUCAAUGAGGAGGUGGACGACUUUUUGUAUGGCGAUGGAACCGCCGAGCGUCCGUUUGUAACUUCGCCACCAAGACCAGGGGCUAACGCUCUUAAACCACACAUGGGAUGGAAAGUUUGGGAUAUGGACGAAAGCGUGAGAGAACGAAUGGCUGAGGUAGCUGAAAGGGAGGAGAUGCAAGAACGCGAUGACGAGAUGUAGUGGGAAGGUUGGAACUUGACACAUGUCAAGCGUAGCCUAGAAAGCGAAAAAUAGUCGCCACACCAGGGUUCGACAUAAGGUUCGAGUAUCUCUAGAUACUCAUGGCGUCUUUGCAAGAGCUACCUACACUUAUGAACCCAGUAUUCGAACGCUCGCAAAAAUACACACACACAUAUGAUAAGAUUAUGGGCUCCCAUCGUAUCGGUUUAGAUUUGGUCUGCUGAUACGUCUGGUCCAAACUCUGUGAGCCGUAUUCAUCGCACGUCUAUUGGAGGACACUUCUAGGAUAUUGCCGCGAACUGAACGUGGAAAGCGGUGGUAGAUAGACGAAAGGAGAUGACAAUAUGGAGUGGAAUGGGGUGGCAGAAUUAGGGUUUCCGUGACCAAACAACGAUUGAGAGAACCUAAGAGACGUCAAGUUUCUACCAGUCAAUCCGA
Messenger RNA from Alternaria alternata, 2559 nucleotides. RefSeq lists its product as hypothetical. The record is from RefSeq and is a predicted model, not a curated record. Gene Ontology annotation, molecular function: protein binding. Bases 301 to 2121 code for a protein of 606 amino acids. The transcript has 2 exons. Lineage: Eukaryota; Fungi; Ascomycota; Dothideomycetes; Pleosporales; Pleosporaceae.